Molecule: messenger RNA, 1467 nt
Organism: Oppiella nova
Lineage: Eukaryota; Metazoa; Arthropoda; Arachnida; Sarcoptiformes; Oppiidae
Source: the annotation of a GenBank genome assembly
AUGAAUCAGAUGGAAGUGAUGUUGAAUUGGUUUGUGUGGACAUCGAGUCUUGGAUUCGCUUUGUAUUCAUUCAUAUCUGACUCGAAAUAUUUGAUUGAAUUAAUUGAUGCCAAAGACGUGACCAAAGGAUGGCUAUUGGAUGGACCACAAGACGUGUCCGACUAUGAGUGGAAUGCCAUCAGACAUACCUUCAGACAACACUUCAUUCAUAUCAUUAUUUAUUUAGUUUUAACACAACUUUUCAUUAAAUACAAGAUUAAAAUGGAAGUGAUGUUGAAUUGGUUUGUGUGGACAUCGAGUCUUGGAUUCGCUUUGUAUUCAUUCAUAUCUGACUCGAAAUAUUUGAUUGAAUUAAUUGAUGCCAAAGACGUGACUAAAGGAUGGCUAUUGGAUGGACCACAAGACGUUGACAAACAGAAGUGCAAUAUAAGUCAGGUGUUAGGUAAGCAAAGGUAUUUCAGAAGACUAGAGUUGAACGAAACGCAACUAUUUUUGUUUGAAGUCUGUAUGGCAUGGCUUAACGCCAAGUGCUUAAGCCUUUCCAUCGAUCGGAUUCGCAGUCAAAUCCACCGAACGUUUUAUUUCACUCAACUGAUCCAAUGUGUGGCGUAUUGUCUAUAUCUGCCCGCAUUCUUCACGGGACCCAUUCAUCAGUACAACACUUUCAUCAGUGAUAUGAAUACACUGGAGUGGAAGUGGACAUCAAAUCGUGUGAUGGAAGUAAUGAAACAAUUACUUCGAUUCACUUUCUGGUCGUUUGUCUUUGAAUUGAUGUUACAUUUGGUGUUUUCCCAAUCCAUCCAAUUCUACCCAGAAUUGACGCAAAUGUUGAGCGUUUGGUCGUUGUGUGGGUUAGGGUUCGCACUGCCGCUCAUGUUCUUCGUUAAGUACUUCAUAAUCUACGGCUCAGUGGCCACUAUAGCGGCCAUCGAUGGCUUCCGGAUGCCGGUGCCGCCCAAAUGUAUCAGUCGUAUCCACUCGUGUGUCUAUUUGUGGCGGACCUUCGAUCGCGGACUACACUUAUGGCUCACAAAUUAUUUUUAUAAACCAAUAAUCGGUACGCAAUGGAAUCCAAUGCGAAAAGUUUUCGCUGGUUUUGUGUGCUUUCUGUGCAUCUGUUUAUGGCAUGGCAUGGAUCGGGCGGUCGUCGUCUGGACGUCCCUUAACUUCUUCGGAGUUUCGGCCGAAAUAAUCGCCAAAUCUAUUCACUCAUCCAAUCAUUGGAGUUUUGUUACAAGCAAUUUGUCCUCGGAGGGAAACACACGACUCAAUGCACUGAUCGCCUGUCCCUUCUUCGCCAUAGCCUAUGCCUCAAACAUAUUCUUUCUGUCCAAUUGGGACGUCGGCUACUAUUUUGUCAAAACACUACUCCUCUCAUUCCCCACACCAUUACUGCCAACCCUUUUGGUCAUGUAUUUCGGGUGUCAUGUGUCCAUACAUUGCAUGCGAUCCGAGACCACCACUUGA